Quercus lobata is the source of this 1296-nucleotide messenger RNA. Its product is annotated as cell division cycle 20.1, cofactor of APC complex-like. Lineage: Eukaryota; Viridiplantae; Streptophyta; Magnoliopsida; Fagales; Fagaceae. The transcript has a single exon. Gene Ontology annotation, biological process: positive regulation of anaphase-promoting complex-dependent catabolic process; positive regulation of ubiquitin protein ligase activity; anaphase-promoting complex-dependent catabolic process. Gene Ontology annotation, molecular function: ubiquitin ligase activator activity; anaphase-promoting complex binding; protein binding. The record is from RefSeq and is a predicted model, not a curated record. The coding region runs from base 1 to 1296 and encodes 431 amino acids. Gene Ontology annotation, cellular component: anaphase-promoting complex.
AUGGACUCAGGAUCAUUGAAUUCUUCUUCAUCAAAGAAAAAGAGUUCCAAAGAAAACUUGGAUAGAUUUAUUCCAAACCGAUCAGCAAUUAAUUUUGAUUAUGCGCGCUCUAUGCUGAAUGAAGGGAGGAAAGGCAAAGAGAACCCACCUGCAAGCUCACCCCCCAGAGAGGCCUACAGGAAGCAUCUGGCAGAGGCCCUCAACAUGACCGGGACUCGAAUUCUCCCUUUCAAGAACAAGCCCCCUGCUCUCUUCUCUUCUCAGCAGCAGGGUAAGCCCACCAAGCCCAAGCGAAGCAUUCCUCAGACUUCUGAGAGGACAUUAGAUGCCCCUGACCUUGUGGACGAUUACUACUUAAAUUUAAUGGACUGGGGAAGCUGCAAUGUUCUUGCAAUUGCUCUUGGAAAUACAGUUUAUCUUUGGGAUGCUUCUAAUGGUUCUACUUCACAACUUGUCACCGUUGAUGAAGGAAAAGGCCCGAUUACAAGUGUUAGCUGGGCUCCUGAUGGCCAGCACAUUGCCAUUGGCUUGAACAACUCAGAAGUACAGUUGUGGGAUUUAACAUCUAAGGAACAGCCAAGAACUUUGCCAGGAGGCCACACAUUGAGAGUUGGAUCACUGGCAUGGAACAACAAUCACAUCCUUACCACUGGAGGAAUGGACAGUCUGAUCAUUAACCAUGAUGUAAGAGUCGGAUCACAUAUUGUCGAAACCUACAGAGGUCAUAAGCAAGAGGUUUGCGGGCUGAAAUGGUCACCCUCAGGCCAGAAAUUGGCAAGUAGAGGAAAUGAUAAACUACUAUUCAUAUGGGACAGAUCAAGGACAUCUUCAAAUUCACCAACGCAAUGGGCUCACAGGCUCGAAGAUCACACAUCUGCAGUGAAAGCUCUUGCUUGGUGUCCUUUCGAGAGCAAUUUGCUAGCCUCUGGUGGAGGUAGAGAUGGUAAAUGCAUAAAGUUUUGGAAUACUCAUACUGGUGCAUGCUUGAAUUCUGUGGACACUGGCUCUCAGGUUUGUUCAUUAUUGUGGAACAAGAAUGAGAGAGAGCUGCUCAGCUCUCAUGGGUCUACUCAGAACCAGCUUACUCUCUGGGAAUAUCCAUCAAUGGUGAAGAUGGCCGAGCUCACUGGUCAUACUUCCAGAGUUCUGUUUAUGGCUCAGAGCCCAGAUGGUUGCACAGUGGCAUCAGCAGCAGCAGAUGAAAAAAUCAAAUUCUGGAAUGUCUUUGGAGACCCCCAAGCAGCAAAACGUGCUCCAAAAGCAAACCCCGAUCCCUUUUCCCAGGUUAUCCGAUAG